CUGCUGUUUUGUUGACAUUUUUUUUUAUCCUCCAUCAGCUGACUGUCCACAAGUUCGCUGCCCAGUUUAUGAACAUCUUAGCACACACACACACACACACACACAUCAACAUGACAUUAUCCUGCUAACACUUAAACGUUAGCCAGUUAGCUUGUUGCUACUGUUAGCCAGCCUGUCGAGCUACAGCGGGGGAAGCUAACAGGCUAAUUUUAGCCGAUGUAAAGUGCAGCCAUGGAGGGGAUUCUGUACAAAUGGACGAACUACAUGACGGGCUGGCAGCCGCGCUGGUUCGUCUUAGAGAACGGAGUCAUCUCUUACUACGACAGCGAGGACGACGUCGGCAAAGGAAGCAAAGGAUCCAUCAAGAUGUCCGUGUGUGACAUUAAAGGUCAGAUUUCAUUUGUUGUACACCUUCGCCCGUCCUCACUCGUGGUGCUAAACACAUUCAAACACGUCCACCAAACACCGUUUGUGUUUUAUUUCUCAGUUCAUCCGACGGAUAUAACACGUCUGGAGUUGAUCAUCCCCGGCGAGCAGCAUUUCUACGUCCGAGCUGUGAACGCCGCGGAGCGACAGAGGUGGCUGGUGGCUUUAGGCUCGUCCAAAGCUGGAACACUGGACAGUCACAAACACAAAGGUCCAGACUGUCUGAAGACGAAGAUGUCUGAACUUCGUCUGUACUGCGACCUCCUCGUCCAGCAGGUCCAAACCAUCCAAUCACAGCACACCUCUGACGCAGAGGAAACGCCCACUUCUGAGGCGUCUCUACUCAGUGCAACCUGUGCAACUUUCAUCAGGACGUUGGAGGAGUGUAUGACCCUCGCCAACCAGAGUAUGACCCCCGAACUUCGACCUCCUGAAAGGAUGAAGAGGUCAAUCAGUCACCCUGGAACAUACAGCUUUGACCGGUUCGGCGUGCUAAAGGAGUACUUGAGUGGAGGUCAAAAGUCAACUCAGCACAGGCACCGGACGUGCUCCGACAGCUCGCUUUACGAUACUGAACGUGUGCUGCCCAGUGUCAACGGAGACACGUCCUCCAUCCCCGAGGAGAGGGGAGGCAGCGUGAGUCCAAAGACCACGCCCACUGACACAGACACUGACCUGUCCAUCUGAAGACCAGACGGCACCAACGUCAGCGUGGUCUUCGCUAAGCAGAGGGAUGAGUUCACCGGCUCCUCCAGGAUUAUCCUUCUUGUACCUUUUCUCUGACGUGAGCUGAUCACCAAACACGUGCACUUUGGAAUCGUAAUGAUUGUUCGUUUUUUUUUUUUUUUUUAAGUGUUUCAGUUGCACAGUACACACUGGAGACAACAGCACCUGAGACACGGUGAGUAUUAAAGUACACGAUGCUUUGAGCUGCUGAGGAACACACUCGUGGAGAUGAUGGAAGGGAUUGUGAUCUGAAGCUCCAGUCCUGGACAAAUGUGUGAAUGAAAACGUUCCUGUUACAGCGGCUCACCUGGACCGUCUGAGUGGCGGCCAGGUGAGGACUGUGAUUGUCGUAGGCAGCUCCCUGACGCAGUGUGAAGACCAAUAACUGACCUGACAAUGUGCUGGAAAUGUUGUAUUUUGGAGGUUGUGUUGUUUUUAUGAGGUCUGGCACAGUAUUUUCUGCCUUUUUUUCCACAUGCUCAAGAAGUUGCCUAGCUUUUUUUCUUACCUUGGGAACUUGCCAAGCAUCUUCUACAUUCCUCUUUGAGGCCUCCGUAGUUGUGCUCGUCUGCUGAAAGCAAAGAUAAAAAGGACUCCGUCCCUCUUCCUGCUAGCUUCUUGAGUGUCGCUGUGGAUGAAACCGUACUGAUAAAAUAAAAUGGCGUCUCUGCAGGUUAUCUCUGUUAAAGUACACUCACAGUGAGCCGAGGGUCAUCAGAUGCCAAAGUUUGCACAAACGCCAACAUUAAACGUGCCAUCACGCUUUUUUCCUACAAAGCUUCUCCUCAGUAGUUCAACUGGUCAAUAGAUGUGAAUGUGUGCAAGUUGCUGCCUUUUUAUCUUUGUAUUUGAGUGUUUUCUUGAUUUUUUUUUGCCAAAUGGGACCCUGAGAAGACAGAAAGUACGGUGGCCCUGAGAGCUCAACUGCAUCUCUAGAAAAGACAAAACACAAACAAAUUAAGAGACACAAUCACAGAGUUGUUUAUUUGCUUUCGUUAGUUGCAGUGUGUUGAGCUCUCAGGGCCGUAAAAUAAGUGCUUUAUAAACGAUGGAGGAUCGAGUUCAGAUGAUGCCUUUACUCUGCACACUUUUAACUUGCCAAAGCUAACUUACUUAGCAUGUUUGUGCCACGUCUCAAACUGCCUCUACUCUUCCAGUAGUGGAGCAAAGAAAGCUCAUCUACGGUGGAUUAAGUUAGCAUUAAAUAUUAAAAUAAAACACAUGGAGGCCGUAGGACAAAUCAACCUUCAGGUAAAACAUUUUAAAUGAUUAGCGAGAGAAUCAGAGCAGUGAAAACAAACAGAUACGACUCAUGAGUCUAGUUUCCUGUCUUGAUAAAUCACCUUUUAAAGGAGCAGUCAGUGAUUAUUUUAGUCAAAUUCAGCAAAUAUGUCCUCAGCUGUCUGUUCUGUGUGAGCGCUGAGAAAAACAAUCUGGUGUUCAUACACACCCGGCUCUGUACAUUAUUCCAGCCAAUCGGCAACAAUGAGGCGUUGUGUGUGCUCGUGCACCGGACAGAGGAAAGUUCGCGGACGUAUGAAGAGACGGGCUUGUGAACUGCUUUGCUGUUUGAAACACAUUCAGGAGACGUCAUCUGAACAAUAGUGACGUAAACAAUCGACGAACACAGGAAACCACCCUGAUGUUGAUCCUGUUAUGGACGGAGAUGAACCGUGUAAUCCUUCACCUCUAAACUCUUUAGGAGACAGUUCACUCCUUCACAAGGGCCAAAAAAACACAUGUAUAGUGUGUUUGUAUUUACCUUUUUAAGACACUUUAAUAUAAACAUGUAAAACAUGUUUUGGCCUGGAGGGAUUAUGUCCACACGAACUGACCACAGCUGUUCAAACAGUUAUUAAAGAGAAUAAAGUUAAAUUCAGUGUGUAGCUGUGCUUGUUUUUGCACUUUAGACUUAAAAACAAUGUCCUUCUUUUGAAUGUCAGUGCUCUGAAAAAGGUACUUAGAAUGAGCAUUCGCUGUAAGUUAUCCCCAAAUUAAUACAUUUUCAGAUUUUUCCGUAACUUUUAAAGACGAUAUAUGAAUGAUCAGGUGUGUGAAUGUUCUCUACACUGUUUUGGAAGUUUUAACCCCCUUCAUUGUGAUCUCAUCUUGCUCGCUUUUAAAGGAACAGUUCAACGUUUUGGGAAAUUUGCUUUAAGAUUGACAUCACUCUCUAAUUAUGUGUCCGCUAAUUCAUCUGUAAUCUGUGUGGUUUGUCUACAGACUAAACAAACGAGAUGUAACCCGUGAUCUUUAUAGACUGGCUGGAUUUUGUUCAGGGCCAGGCUAGCAGUUUCCCCCUGUUCCCAGUCUUUGUGCUAAGCUAAGCUAACCAUCCAGCUUUGUGUUGACAGUACAGACAUGAGAGUGGUAUCAAUCAAAGUGGAUAAACUCAUUGACCAAAAUGUCAAAACUCUUCCUUUAAGUCAACACACACGGCUCUGCUUCUCGUUGAGAGGAAGACUCACUUUAACUAAACUGACUCAUGUUGUCUUGAGGUGAUGACGGCCUGUUGGACAAACCAGCGCAGAGAUUUUCAUGCCUUAAGUGUCUCAACGUGUGUGGUUGUAUCAGACUUUGCAUUAUAUAAAUAAAACGAAUAUUUUAAAAGUGUAUUUAUGGGAGUUUGUUUGUUUGUUUAAAAGUGUUAUUUUGUGUGUUAGGGAUGCAUAAAUGUGACUCUUUUAUACAAUAAAAAUAAUCAACUCUGA
Anarrhichthys ocellatus (wolf-eel) is the source of this 3863-nucleotide messenger RNA. It is a transcript of the gene plekha3, whose product is annotated as pleckstrin homology domain containing, family A (phosphoinositide binding specific) member 3. Bases 232 to 1113 code for a protein of 293 amino acids. Gene Ontology annotation, biological process: receptor recycling; endosome organization; retrograde transport, endosome to Golgi. Gene Ontology annotation, cellular component: recycling endosome; early endosome; trans-Golgi network. The transcript is spliced from 7 exons. Lineage: Eukaryota; Metazoa; Chordata; Actinopteri; Perciformes; Anarhichadidae. The record is from RefSeq and is a predicted model, not a curated record.